GGCCGGUCAGUUUUUUGGAAAGUUUGACACAAGCGGGCUGUUUCUUGCGCAUUGAAGAAAAACCCCCGCGUCGGAGUGUCAUUAUCUGGCUGGUGUGUGUGCAGAAGUGUUCCGAUUAUCUGCAAGUGUUUACCAGUCGCCACACUCGAUUACCAUGCAACAGAUGGAGAGCGGUAGCCCGUCGCCGGCCAGUAUCGGAUCCAGCGUGGGAUCCGGGUCCAGCGCCGGGUCCGGAUCCGGGGCGGCUGGUUCCGAGAAGUCGGAGCACGUGAAGCGGCCGAUGAACGCGUUCAUGGUGUGGUCGCGGAUGCAGCGGCGGCGCAUCGCGCAGGAUAACCCCAAGCUGCACAACAGCGAGAUCUCCAAACAGCUCGGUGCACAAUGGAAGGUGCUCUCCGAGGCCGAGAAGCGACCGUUUAUCGACGAAGCGAAGCGGAUUCGGGCGCAGCACAUGCAGGACCACCCGGACUACAAGUACCGACCGCGCCGCAAACCCAAGCCGAUGAAGAAGAACGAGCCGUUCCCGUACCCGUACCCGCACGUGGCGCUGGAGCCGGUCCGCGGAGCCACAGGAUUCCCCGGCGCAAUGUCGUCUUACUACAGUAACGGCUACAACCCAUUCGCGGCAGCUCACAUGGCAGCGGCGGCGGCUGCGGCAGCGGCUCAAACUGCCCAGGUCUCUGGUAGCUCGAUGUAUUACAACAACCCAGCGGCGUACUCCACGCUGGCGCCAUCUCUUGGCGCGAUGUCUCAGCCCACCUACACUAGCGCCACCUCGGCAGCAGCUCUCAACAAACAGUACGAGCAGCGCCUCGCCGAGUAUCAGCGUGCCGCCACGGCAGACUUCCAGCAGCGUGCUUCCCCGGAGCAGCCCGCCAAGUACCCUGAGCCCAGCAAGUACCCGACGCCCGACCCUACCAAGUAUCAGACCUCCGAGCUCGGAAAGUACCAGACCGCGGAGCUCAGCAAGUACCCGAGCUCCGAGCUCGCCAAAUACCACAGCGCCGACCUAAGCAAGUACGCCGAGGCCAAGCCGGAGGCGGGCCGUGGAUACGGUGUCGACGCGUUCCGUCCUUUCGAGGUCAAACCAGAACCGAGUCGCUCUCCCGAGUCGGUCCCGGCCGCGCCCCAGCUGCCCCUCGGGUACACUAACGAGGCCCUCGCAGGUCUGUACCAGCAGACGCCAAACCCGUACCAGUACGCUGGCCUGCAGGCGAGCCACGCGACGCCAGCGGCCGGGCAGCAGGCGGGGUACGGUACCGCCGCGUACGGUACCGCGGCUGGGUCCGGGGAGUACCGGAGACCGCUGUCUGUACUCUUCUGAGCAGAACGUGAGUUAAAGAAACUAAGACAGAAAUUCAAAUCGGACGUGUCUUUGUCCAUGUCACCUACGCGUCCUAGCAUAUCUCCUUGCUUCUAAGGAGCCUGUCUUUAGAUUCUUAGGACUUGCUAAAGCUGAGAUAAUAUUCCAUUUUCUAGAGUUUCUGCUAAGAAAAGUGUAAAUUUACAGCUAAGACGACUGCGUAGCUGUACGGCAGCUUUCUGAUCGGCUCGACUCCGAGCAACGUGUGGACCAAUUGUCCUUCGAGGUGCAUCUGUGAUAUGAUUAGAUCUAAGACUGAAACGUUGUUGCGAUUGAUGAGUGUUUCCCACUUGUUGGGAAAAUGUCCCAUGUUGUGUGAUGUGGUUUGCCAUAGGGUAAAUUGAGAUGUUCUCUGCUCAGGAAUGCGUUUUGUAUAUACUUCAUAUCUUUAUUCAGAGCUUGUAGUAAAGCAAGGCAUUUCGUUUUUGUAGUUCCUUGAUAGUGUGGCUUCUACGAUAGAUGCUUUAAGUCAAUGUCAGUCAUGGAGCGUAUCUCUACACGUUUCAGUCCUCUUGACCGCAAUGGUUUCGUUUUUCGUAGCCAUUUUGUCAAGUGGCCGUCUAUUUUUAUAUAUUUAUCGCUACCAACUGAAGUUCCUAUCUAGACAUAAUCUUAUGAUGAUUUGUCUUCUGUGAAUGGUUCUGGUUUUGUAUCAAUUGUGCUAAGAUGAAUAAAAUUCAACAAAUG
Molecule: messenger RNA, 2050 nt
Organism: Amphibalanus amphitrite
Lineage: Eukaryota; Metazoa; Arthropoda; Thecostraca; Balanomorpha; Balanidae
Product: protein SOX-15-like
Exons: 5
Coding region: 155-1324 (389 amino acids)
Biological process (GO): cell differentiation; anatomical structure morphogenesis; regulation of DNA-templated transcription
Molecular function (GO): RNA polymerase II cis-regulatory region sequence-specific DNA binding; DNA-binding transcription factor activity, RNA polymerase II-specific
Source: RefSeq, a predicted model, not a curated record